GAAAAAAUGACAAAUUGAAUCAAUUGAUAUGAGUUUAUGAUAUAGUAUGAAUUUAUUAGCUUGUUUUUCCCUAUUUGAUUGUACUAAGUAGUACAAUUUAUGAAUUUGAAUUUUAUUUCAGAAAUAAUUCAAUAGCUACCGGUCCUAAACAUCUAUCCGGUAGUCAAAAACGUAAAAAGAGAAAAGUAGAUGAAGAUUGAGAAAGGCCUUUUUUUUAUCUUGGCCCAAGCCGUUGAAUUCUCAGGACCGGCCCUGCUCCUCGUCGUCGUUCUCCAAAAACCAGAACAGAUCCAUCUCUGAUAAACGGUGGAAGCAAUGGAUGUUGAAGUCUCCACCCUUCCACCCAUGGAUCUCAUGGCGGUCAGAGAUUCCACAAACAAUGUCAUGUGUCGGCUAACCGACCCCAAUGGCAAUCCACUUGGAGCUCAGAUGUACCUUCCUGAAUCUGCUGGCCCCAAAGAGCUCAAUCAAAUGGUCAAUAAGCUCCUUGACAAUGACGAUAAAUUGCCAUAUGCAUUCUAUAUCUCAGACCAAGAGCUGGUGGUACAUCUUGGGUCAUAUUUAGAAAAGAAAAAAGUUUCGGUGGAGAAAGUAUUGACUAUAGUAUAUCAACCUCAAUCAGUUUUCCGGAUCCGUCCUAUAACCCGCUGUUCGUCAACAAUUGCUGGGCAUGAGGAAGCUGUACUUUCAGUGGUCUUCAGUCCUGAUGGACAGCAGCUAGCGAGUGGCUCAGGUGAUACCACAGUUCGUUUAUGGGAUUUGAAUACUCAGACACCGUUGUUCACAUGUAAAGGUCAUAAAAACUGGGUUCUUUGUAUUGCAUGGUCACCUGAUGGUAAAUACCUUGUGAGUGGAAGUAAAUCUGGAGAGCUUAUAUGCUGGGAUCCACAGACUGGCAAGCCUUUGGGCAGUCCUCUUACUGGCCACAAGAAAUGGAUAACUGGUAUUUCCUGGGAACCUGUACACCUUAGUGCUCCAUGUCGCCGUUUUGUAAGUGCUGGUAAAGAUGGUGUUGCACGGAUAUGGGAUGCUACGUUAAGGAAGUGUAUUAUUUGUCUUAAUGGGCACACACUUGCUAUCACUUGUGUGAAAUGGGGUGGAGAUGGAGUGAUAUACACAGGGUCUCAAGACUGCACAAUCAAGGUAUGGGAAACUUCACAGGGAAAGCUUAUUCGUGAACUGAAGGGCCAUGGGCAUUGGAUUAACUCAUUGGCAUUAAGCACCGAAUAUGUACUGCGUACUGGCGCUUUUGAUCAUAACAGGAAGAAUUUUUCUUCUCCGGAGGAAAUGAAAAAGGUAGCAUUAGAAAGAUACAAUAAAAUGAAGGGUAAUGCCCCUGAAAGAUUGGUUUCUGGAUCAGAUGAUUUCACAAUGAUUCUUUGGGAACCGGCUGUCAGUAAACACUCCAAAGCGCGCAUGACAGGUCAUCAGCAGCUUGUCAAUCAUGUUUACUUCUCCCCUGAUGGACAAUGGGUAGCAAGUGCCUCAUUUGAUAAGUCAGUCAAGCUAUGGAAUGGCAGCACUGGAAAUUUCAUUGCUGCUUUUCGCGGUCAUGUGGGACCUGUUUAUCAGAUCAGCUGGUCAGCUGACAGUAGGCUGCUUUUGAGUGGGAGCAAAGACUCAACUUUGAAGGUUUGGGAUAUUCGGACACAAAAGUUGAAACAAGAUCUUCCUGGCCACGCAGACGAGGUCUUUGCUGUGGACUGGAGUCCAGACGGCGAGAAGGUUGCCUCUGGUGGUAAAGAUAGAGUUUUGAAGCUUUGGAUGGGUUAACCAAUAUAUGUCUGUCACCCAAUGCCAUAUGUGGAAGAUAAGUUUGGGUUCUGUUGGGUUUCGGUUUUGGUCCAAAGAAUUAACAUUUUGAAAGUCUUUUCUUUUUGGUUGGCUAAGAAUAUGUCUGUAACACAAUCUCCCAUGGAAUAGAAAUUUGGGUUCUGUUAGUAAUUUGGUUUUAGAAUGAAGAUCUUUCUAGUGUGAGAAACCAUGGAUGUGAUGAAUCUCUGAUCUCCCCAUGAACAACAUCCAUAAUUAUGUACCAUUUCAUUCAUAUCAUUGAGUCUUUUUUUUUGUGUGUUCAUGAUCACUUGGGGCCUGUUUGGUUA
Messenger RNA from Cuscuta campestris, 2102 nucleotides. The record is from the annotation of a GenBank genome assembly. NCBI's taxonomy places the organism in Eukaryota, Viridiplantae, Streptophyta, Magnoliopsida, Solanales, Convolvulaceae.